This is a messenger RNA of Salvia splendens (bonfire salvia), 2131 nucleotides long. RefSeq names its product splicing factor 3B subunit 2. NCBI's taxonomy places the organism in Eukaryota, Viridiplantae, Streptophyta, Magnoliopsida, Lamiales, Lamiaceae. The coding region runs from base 162 to 1994 and encodes 610 amino acids. The record is from RefSeq and is a predicted model, not a curated record. Gene Ontology annotation, cellular component: nucleus. The transcript is spliced from 18 exons.
CAAAAAAUAGAAAUCGAAAAAUGCCCAACAGUUAUCUGAAACGGUCGACGGAAAAUCACAGAGAUUUGAAGCCGCUUCCGAUUCCGACAAAUUAAAUCUAGAUACGAAAGGGGGAUUAAAUUAGGGUUGAUUCAGAUUUUGCAAACAAACAAAAGUUCGAAAUGCCGGUGGAAGUUGCGAACGGUGUUGCAGAAUCUCUGACGGUGCCCAAAGGCGAUCUCAAAUCACAGAACCCUAACGCCGCCGCGAAGAAGUCACGGGAAAUCGAGAGGCGCAGGAGGAGGCGGAAGCAGAAGAAGAACAAACACAGCGUCGCUAACGGAGAUGAAAGCGACGCUGCUGCGGAGGACACUGACGGCGUAGCGCAUGACAGUUCUAAAGAGAACUCCGAUCCUCAAAAGGAUUUGGAACUAGUUGAAGUUGAAUAUGUACCAGAAAAAGCUGAAUUGGAUGGCGUUGAUGAUGAAUUCAGGAAGAUUUUUCAGAAAUUUAAUUUCUUGGACAAUGCGAUUGCGGAGGAGCUUGAUAAAAUUGAUGAGACUGCCCCUGAUACAGCAUUAAAGAAAAAGGCAGACUCAGAUUCAGAAGAAGAAGAACAGGAUACUCAGCAAAAAGAAAAAGGAAUCUCUAAUAAAAAGAAAAAACUUCAACGCCGAAUGAAGAUUGCUGAAUUGAAGCAGAUUUGUACAAGACCGGAUGUCGUUGAGGUAUGGGAUGCAACUUCAUCAGAUCCAAAGCUAUUGGUUUAUUUGAAGUCGUACCGAAACACUGUUGCGGUGCCACGACACUGGUGCCAGAAAAGGAAGUUUUUACAGGGAAAGAGAGGUAUUGAAAAGCAGCCUUUUCAACUUCCUGAUUUCAUUGCUGCCACAGGAAUUGAGAAAAUUAGACAAGCUUACAUUGAAAAGGAGGAUAGCAAGAAGUUAAAACAAAAGCAACGCGAGAGAAUGCAGCCUAAAAUGGGAAAGAUGGACAUUGAUUAUCAGGUUCUUCAUGAUGCCUUCUUCAAACAUCAGACUAAGCCGAAAUUAACAUAUCAUGGUGACUUGUAUUAUGAGGGGAAGGAAUUUGAGGUAAAACUGCGAGAAAUGAAACCAGGGACAUUAUCACGCGAGUUAAAAGAGGCUCUAGGUAUGCCUGAUGGUGCUCCUCCACCUUGGCUCAUCAAUAUGCAGAGAUAUGGUCCUCCACCUUCCUAUCCCCAUCUAAAAAUCCCUGGGCUUAAUGCACCUAUUCCUGCUGGAGCUAAAUUUGGUUAUGGACAUGGAGAAUGGGGAAAACCACCUGUUGAUGAAUAUGGGCGUCCCCUCUAUGGAGAUGUUUUUGGCUUUGUGCACCAAGAUCAGCCCAAUUAUGAGGAAGAACCUAUUGAUAAGAGUAAGCACUGGGGUGACUUGGAGGAGGAAGAGGAAGAAGAGGAAGAGGAAGAGGAAGAGGAAGAAGAGGAGGAACAGAUGGCAGAAGAGGAACUUGAAGAUGGCAUUCAGUCUGUUGACAGCCUUUCAAGCACUCCUACUGGCGUUGAAACCCCUGAUGUUAUUGAUCUUCGGAAACAGCAGAGGAAGGAACCUGAUAGGCCUCUCUACCAAGUGCUUGAAGAAAAAGAAGAGAAGAUAGCACCUGGAACGCUGCUUGCUCCUGGCCACACAUAUGUCAUUAACACUGGAACACAGGACAAAACUGGUGCAAAGAGGGUUGAUUUGCUAAAAGGUCAGAAAUCAGAUAAGGUGGAUGUCACACUUGCACCGGAGGAGUUGGAUGCGAUGGAGAACGUUUUACAAGCCAAGUAUGAGGAAGCCAGAGAAGAAGAGAAGUUGCGUACACAGAAGGAGGAUUUCAGUGAUAUGGUCGCUGAGAUUGUUGCAGAAUGCGAACAAGCGGAAGCGAAAGAUGCAGGAGAAGGAGAAACAAUCGAAGAAGAAGGAUUUCAAGUUUUAAUUGCCAGCAACUUUGUUGCUGGAGAUUCCGUGGAUGGGUUUGACGUAUGCUUAUGACAUGCUACGGGUUCUUGUCUUGCAACUGUUGUCCUCACCGGACCAGGGUCAUAUUUUUGGCUCUGUUCCUACUGUAUCAAUUUUGAUUCAACAUCUGUGACUCUGUUAUAAGAUGAAAAAUGCCUGCUCUCUCUCUC